AAGAAUUUUAGUGUCAGUAGUAGUAAAAAUAAUUCAAUUUCCAUUUUAUUUUUCAUAUCCUAACUUAAUUGAAAAGCUCUAAAUUCUAAAUAUAAAAACGUCCAACAAGAAUCCUCAAAAAAAUGGAUUUGAUACUAAUUGCCUUAGUGAUUGUAGUACUUCUAGUAUUAGUACUCCCCCCUUUGUUCAAAAUUUACAGGAAAAACAAAUUUGUUCAUCAAUGCAUUGAUAUCUUGCCAGGUGAUAAAUGGUACCCUCUAGUAGGUACUACUUACAGUAUUUUAAGAGCUCCAGCUGAAGAUAGGUGGGAAGUUACAAGCAAAAGACAUAAAAUUUUUGGACCAAUUUUCAGAUCCUGGUAUGGUUCCAUACCCACUGUUCAUAUAUUUAAACCAAAUCAUAUCGAGAAAAUUUUGAAAAGUCAUAUUAACAUUAAAAAAGGCAGAAUUUACCACGUACUUAAACCUUGGCUUGGACAAGGGCUUCUAUCAGCAACUGGUGCUUAUUGGAGGAGGCAUAGAAAAAUUAUAAGACCAGCAUUUUAUGGCGCUAUUCUGGAUAGAUAUAUGGAUGUUUUUAAUGAAUGUGCUCAAAAUUUUGUUGGUAUUUUAGAACAACAUGUAGAAGAAGAAUAUACAGAUAUUUUUUCGUAUAUAAAUCAAAUUGGUUUAGAUGUUAUUGCUGGUAUAUCAUAA
Sitophilus oryzae (rice weevil) is the source of this 695-nucleotide messenger RNA. Its product is annotated as cytochrome P450 4C1-like. The coding region runs from base 123 to 695 and encodes 190 amino acids. The transcript is spliced from 4 exons. NCBI's taxonomy places the organism in Eukaryota, Metazoa, Arthropoda, Insecta, Coleoptera, Curculionidae. Gene Ontology annotation, molecular function: monooxygenase activity; heme binding; oxidoreductase activity, acting on paired donors, with incorporation or reduction of molecular oxygen. The record is from RefSeq and is a predicted model, not a curated record.